GUUCUGAUCCCUUUUUGUUUUGACUUUUAAAAAUGGCCGACGACGACGAAAUUGACAUUCUUGGUGAUUUUUCAUUUAAUUCUUGUUUUGCCCAAAAUAAUCAGGGAAUUCCUUCUUGCUCCAACAGAGAAGACACCGUGCACCCUCAAUGGCUUCUGGAUUCCCCUCCAACAAAUUGGUAUGAUACACAGAAUAAAGAUAAAAGUUAUAGGCCCAAAGAUGGACCAUCAAGGAAGUUAUCAGGAACAACAGCAAAUUAUCAGCAUACAACGGUCCAUACAUCCUGGACUCAGAAGGAAAGAGAUUUGCUGGCACAAGAAAUGGCCAGGUAUGGAAGAAAUGUGAACAAAAUAUCCAAAGCACUAAAAACAAAAAGUGAAUUAGAAAUUCAAGCUCUCAUAGAAGCAGAGCACGGCAUUCUGUUGGAGACGGAAAAUAUUAAAACACCCGCAGUGAAACCUGACAACAUACCCACAGUAGCACAGGAGGAAAAAGUAUCUAACUGUGGUAAUGUGGAUCUUGUGGUUAAUAACAACACAGAAGAAUGUGAAACGGCACCUGUUCCAAGAAAAUGUUCAAAAAUGAAGAAAUCACACAAAAAUAUCAAAGAAAUUGACAUGACCAUUGAAACAAAUCCAAUGAUUGGCUCCGAAAUAUUCUAUGACGAUGAUUUAAUUAUAGGAUCGACAGAGUCCAUCGGUUCCGAGUUAGAUGUGACAGAUGUUGUAGCAACGAGUCUCACCAAGCAGCAAAGAGACAAAACGAAAGUGUUAAGGAAGAAUGGAAACCACAGAAGAAAAGUGUCCAGAAACUUCGAUAGAAAUAGGAGCAAGGAUUUUCUUAAAUCACCACAUAGAAGAAAAAAGGAUUCCAGUUUGUCAGAUGAUAGUGUGAAAAGUCCAAAGAUGCAGAUUGUUCUGGGCUCUGGGCUGGCCCUGCCUGUGUCAGAAGGUGAAGAAGUGAUAAAAAUAGAGAAGAAGCCCGACUUAGAUGGUGAAAGUGAUAUAGAAGUGGAUGUAGGCAGUGAUUCUGAUAAAGAUAUAUAUAUACCAAAAAAUAAAACAGUCAAAGAGGUUGUUCACGAAGAGGUUCCAGUUGCUGUGCCAUUGAGAAAAUUUGAACCCAUGCCCAGAAGAAAUCGGAAAAUUAACUUAGACGGCGGUGGUGGUUACACGAUAAUGCACACGGAAGCUGGUGACAUGUAUGAGAUAGGUCAAGAACCUCGGAAAGAGAGACAGCAAAGAAAACAAGCGGUCCAACUUAUACCGUUGCAUGUUUAUAACUCUGAGAAACCGGCGCCGUGUGCGGUGCACAUGUUCGUGUCGGUGUUAGUGAGUAUGGACGUGCAGGCUCACUGCAGCAGGGCGGAGGUGAUGGGUCUGACGGGAGGCAGCUGGGAGCCCGGACCACGAACACUCACACUGCAGCUGUACAGGACUGUGCGGGCCGCCGCCGCACACACGCACUGCGACAUGGACCCGGUGUCCCAGUCGUCGUCGGCGGAGUCCCUCCGGUGUCGUGGUGUGAGUGUGUGUGGUUGGCAUCACUCCCACCCCCAGUUCCCGCCCUCUCCGUCCGUGAGGGACCUCGUCAGUCAACGCUCGCUCCAGAGCCUCGCCUGGGGUCUGCCGUGUGUGGCGCUGGUCACCUCCCAGCACUGGCCUCCCGGACGCAGAGCCUCGCAACUCAGAUGUUUCCGGGUAGAAGAGGACGACAAACAUGCCACUCCGGAGGUCCCCGCGGGCUACCAGCUCAAUGUGAAGUUGGAGCGUGACCUGGACCGGAGCACCCUCGACCAGUACUUGGAGGAGCUCCGUGUCCUGGCACACGACACGCUCGCACACGUGGAGCUGCCCGUGGACGUGACGCGGGACGUGUGUCCUCAGGCCGGCAUCACUUACAUGGAGAAGUGCCUCUCAAGUGUGAGUCACCACAUGCGGUCGGCCGGCUACGAAGACGAGGAUCCCAUAGUCGCUCGGCUGUUACAAGGAAUUAGAGAUAUAUUCAGAUAGCACCGAGCUCGCUCUCACUAGACGCAUUAGUAAAUGUACCUGACUGAUACGUAGGGAGUGUAGAUAGGGACGUGACAGACGGACGGAAAUAUAUACAAUAAGUAUUUAUGUUGUAUUAUGACAAGUUGUCCUGUGGCGAGCAGGUCGUUACUUGGAGAUUAAUUGUUAAGUACGCUAAUAUAAUAUUUAAGUUUAUUUGACCUUCAAUAAAACGUUUUACAUUAA
Messenger RNA from Danaus plexippus (monarch butterfly), 2237 nucleotides. RefSeq lists its product as uncharacterized. NCBI's taxonomy places the organism in Eukaryota, Metazoa, Arthropoda, Insecta, Lepidoptera, Nymphalidae. Gene Ontology annotation, biological process: double-strand break repair. The transcript has 10 exons. The record is from RefSeq and is a predicted model, not a curated record. Gene Ontology annotation, cellular component: BRCA1-A complex; BRISC complex. Bases 33 to 2012 code for a protein of 659 amino acids. Gene Ontology annotation, molecular function: metallopeptidase activity; polyubiquitin modification-dependent protein binding.